Molecule: messenger RNA, 840 nt
Organism: Diuraphis noxia (Russian wheat aphid)
Lineage: Eukaryota; Metazoa; Arthropoda; Insecta; Hemiptera; Aphididae
Source: RefSeq, a predicted model, not a curated record
AUGGUUUUCAAGUUCCAGAAAUUUCCAAGUUUGGAAUUAAUGGCAGAACUUAUUAAAUGUCAUAUCGUCGAUAAGACUGAACCACAUAAUAUGAAUGUAGAGAAAUGGUAUGAGAUCAAUGAUUUAGCAUACCUCCUGUCACCAAAUUCAUCAUUUGACAAAGGCAUUACCGUAUCAGAAGGCCUAUUAGAAAUGCUUGAUGAAUUAAAAGACCAAAAAAUAUCACCGAAAAACAACGCAAAACGCAUUGAUGUCUUUAAAAGACUUAAAAAUAAAUUCAGUAUAUUAUUGCCUCCACCAAAUGUGGACGGAAACAAAGAAUAUUUGACGUGGGUAGAUAAAAAACUUCACAGAGAUCAUCAGGAUAUGUUAAAUGGUACCAAAAGUCUGAAGAUAUUCCAGUGUUGGAAUCAGUUAGAACUUAAAUAUAAUAUAAUCAAUGCACUUAUGAUUUCAUUGAAGGACGCUAUUAAAUCAACAUCACCGUUUUACUAUGCAAGUAACAACAUAAAAUCGCAGUUUGUGGUUGAUCAAAGUAUUCUUAUGCAAGCAUUAGACGAAUUCAAACGAAAGACGAGGAAUACAUUUUUACAUGCGGGUCUAGAGGAUUAUUGGAAAAUAAAUCCUGAAUCAAUAAGGCUUGGAUCCAGACCAUGUUUUGACGUUACGAUCCGCCAAAGAAACACAAUCAUAGAUAAUAUCGUUUCAAUAGAUAAAUGUACAUUUUCAUUUGUACAACGUAAUCUGAUCGAAAAAAACGACAGAAACUGUAAAGAUGCAAUAAAGUUGUCAAGUUCAAAAAACAGUGAAAUUGAAGUCGGUAAUAUAAAUUAUAAUUAA